AUGGCGGGGCCGUUGCUGCGGAUCACUCCCGAGAAGGUGAUCGAGUUUCCGGUGGUUCUCUUCAGCUCGUCUACAGUCGAGUUGCACUUGGAGAACACUGCUGAUACGUUCGUCGCCUUCAAAAUCAAGACCACGGCGCCAAAAAGCUACCUCGUGCGCCCGUCGACCGGGAUCAUUCCGCGAGGUGGAAAAGAGGUUGUCCACAUUGUUCUGCAGCCGCUCUCGGAAGAGCCAACGCGUCCCUGCAGCGACCGCUUCCUCAUUCAGUCUACCGCAGUCUCCUCGGACGCACCCUUGGCGCGCGACUACUGGCAAACUCUUGAUCGAGACCGAAUCGAAGACACGCGCCUUUCUGUCGUCUACCGCACGAGCAGCUCUUCGGGAGACCAUGUAGGGGGCGCCAUGGGAGCAGCUGACGGGAACGGGCCGUCCUCUGGUCGAGGCGGAUAUGGCGGCGCGAGUAGCAGUCAAGGCGGCAGCUAUUCCGCGGAUUUGAAGAGCCGAUAUGACCAGCUGGUCGAGUAUGCUCUGGCCCUGGAGCGGCAUAAAGACGAGCUCGUGAAAGAGAACGAGGCGCUUAAAGCUCAGAUCGGGCGAAAGGGUGCUGCACAGAAAAGCGGAGGAAUGGGUGUCUUUGAGCUGUGGCAUAUCCCCGUGUACAUUUUCAUUGGAGUCGUCAUCUGGUACUUCUUCGGCAGGUCUGCUGAAGUCACCAAGUAA
Neospora caninum is the source of this 720-nucleotide messenger RNA. Its product is annotated as vesicle-associated membrane protein-associated protein A, related. The coding region runs from base 1 to 720 and encodes 239 amino acids. The transcript has a single exon. Lineage: Eukaryota; Apicomplexa; Conoidasida; Eucoccidiorida; Sarcocystidae. Gene Ontology annotation, biological process: endoplasmic reticulum membrane organization. The record is from RefSeq and is a predicted model, not a curated record. Gene Ontology annotation, cellular component: endoplasmic reticulum membrane; plasma membrane.